ACGAACAAUGUCUUUAAGAAAAAAACCAGCAGCCACCUGAGCAGUGUUUGUGUAAUGGCGCCGGCCAGUAAUUAGCGCAGUGCUGAGUGAAAUCCCGUCACACGUUCACCUAAAUUAUGAAAAUCUUAGACGAAAUCUCAUUGAUUGUACUGUUCCAACUGAUCUGCCACCUCAACGAUGUGCACUCGAGCUUCGAGGACUCCAUACAGGACAUGGACGACACCCUCGAGCUGGACGAUUCUGGGUCAGAGCAGAAAGAGCUGAAGCAUUCUCAUCAUCACCACCACCUGAGAGCUGGGCAUCACCACAGGAAGGGGCAUUCACAUGAUGAUAACGAUGACGAUUACGACGACUGCGACUGCUCGUGCAGUAAGUGUGCCGCGCCCUCUGAGUGCUGCAAGAACGUGUGUAACAGCUGCGCCAGCAACAUGUACCAGCAACAGGCGAGCGCACUGAGCGGGCAGAGCCAAGCCAGCGUAGUGUUCGUGCCCUACCCAUACCCUUUAAUGGUGGCCAGUCCAAUGAUGAAGAGCAUGAACCAGCACCCGACAAUGCUCGCACACCACGUCGCACGUGCACCCAACACACAAUCCACUGCGUUAUCAACCACCACUCCUGCCACCAUCACCACUACCACCGAAACCACUACCACUAUUACUUCUACGAGCUCAACCACCACCAGCAACAGUUUCGACAUGGAACCAUCAAAUGCACUAUAUCUCAAAUCCCAGAACAACGAUAAUGUAUUGGAUUCGGUGCUCAAGAGCGUAGUAGACGAUUACACAAACAUAAUCGUUAAGACGCCGGAGAAGUCAAGGAGUGGCAACAACAGGUACAUGCUGACGUCUCUGCGCCGGACAAAGCCUACAUGGAUGCCCAAGUUCGGGAUAGUCCCCAUCUCCGAUGAUAUGGCCGUGAAAAUAAUGUCACAACUUAGAGCUCGGUACCCCGCCCGCACACAGCAAAGGCCCAUACAUGACCCAGUAAUGAAAGUGCAGCCCUAACAUCACACGGUAGCUGUUACUUCUUACUGCGUUACUUUGUUACUUCAAGUCUCUCAUUCAUGUUACGUGAAAAUAUUUAUUGACAGUGAAGGAAGUUACGUAAAAUAGCUGU
This is a messenger RNA of Spodoptera frugiperda (fall armyworm), 1116 nucleotides long. RefSeq lists its product as uncharacterized. NCBI's taxonomy places the organism in Eukaryota, Metazoa, Arthropoda, Insecta, Lepidoptera, Noctuidae. The transcript has 2 exons. The record is from RefSeq and is a predicted model, not a curated record. The coding region runs from base 117 to 1004 and encodes 295 amino acids.